AUGGUGGAUCUUGAAAAAGGCCGAGCGAUCCUGGGUCACGCUAAACCUGUGGAUCGUGGAGACCCCUGCAAGCACCUCCAUCUCCAAAACAUGAGGCUACUAUUUUUGAAACAGUUUUUGGAAAAUUCAAGUAUUCAUGGAUUCAAACAUCUAGUUCAGACGAGGGAUUGUCACUGGAUUGAACGAUUAUUUUGGAUUAUCAUUUGUGGUUUGAGUUGGUACGGGUGCGCAGUAAUUAUUGUAAGUUUAUUCGACGAGUUCAUCAAUCGGCCCCUUGCUAUUACCGCUGAAACAUCUUAUCUCAACUGGGUAACUCCAUUUCCAACUUUGGUACUGUGCACUUCGUUUUCGAAAGAAGCGAAUGAGUAUGCAGUCAAAAUAAUCGAUAGUCGUGGGUCAAACGGACGAAGAUUCAGCACAAAAUUGCUUAUGGGAGAGGGUUACGUUGAGGAGCUUGAUGGCGUAUUAACUGCGGAGGAUUUAAUUUCAAUAUACAGCAAAGCAAAGGUGAAUUGUUCAAAUAUAUUUUCGGAAUGCACAUGGAAUGGAAGAUCUUUCAACUGCUGUGACGAAUUUGGUUUGCUCGAAAGUCCUGCAGGAUUCUGCUACAUGCUCAACUCUGUCCACACGAGACUCUCGAAUGAGCAGUCUCGGAUCAAAUUCAUCGUCAAUCGUGUAUCAAGACAAGCCUAUCUCUCUGUUAAUUUUACAGACCAGUUUAGCAAUUGGUUCCGCAAACCAGAAUUGAAAGUUUACUUUUUAAACAAUUACGACAUACCCACUCUCACGUCUGGUGACAACAAGAUAGUGAAAAAAGACGGUAUGAUAACUGGAAUUGAUUUUACUAUUGAGGAUAUAGUUAAUGAUGAAGGUGUGAAGAGUUUAUCGCCCGAUAAACGCGAAUGUCGGUUUUCGGAUGAAAAUGACCACAAUUCUAUAUACAAACAUUACAGUUAUGAGGGCUGUAUAAUUGAUUUGACUAUUAAGCAUAUGCUAGGAAAGUGUGGAUGUGUAAGUUUUCGGUAUCCCCGCAAAGCACAUAUGAGGGUCUGUAACAUGACAGAAAUGGGCUGUAUCCUGAAUUUAAAAGAAAAAUCAGGAUUGGCCGAACGCGAGUGUUUGCCUGACUGCGAUGGCUCCUUCAUCCAUGCGUACGCAUGGAAAAGUCCGCAGCGGGAUUCGAAAGUGGGAGGUUUACGCAUAAAGCUACUCUCAACGCCUUUUGUGCGCUUCCGUCGAUACAUUGUCCACAGUACAUUGGACUUAAUAGGUAUCUAUAAUUCUAUAUUGUAA
Belonocnema kinseyi is the source of this 1293-nucleotide messenger RNA. RefSeq names its product pickpocket protein 11-like (gene ppk13). Gene Ontology annotation, biological process: sodium ion transmembrane transport. Bases 1 to 1293 code for a protein of 430 amino acids. The transcript has 7 exons. NCBI's taxonomy places the organism in Eukaryota, Metazoa, Arthropoda, Insecta, Hymenoptera, Cynipidae. Gene Ontology annotation, cellular component: membrane. The record is from RefSeq and is a predicted model, not a curated record. Gene Ontology annotation, molecular function: ligand-gated sodium channel activity.